AUGUCCUUUCAAACGAACUCUGAGAGUGUACUCAGAUACUCGACUGAAAUGCAACACGAUGGUCUUCUCAACGAACAAGAAAACGUAUUCUUGUCUAAAGCUGUCAGACUUUUUGAACUUUGUGUAAUCAUAUACAUAAUAUACUCAUUACAUGCCACUUCUAAAAUCGAUCAGAAAUAUCUUGCUGAUUUCUUAAACACGAUUGCAACCGAAGAGCCCCCGAGCAACAUGAUGGACCUCACGCCAGCUCCUAUUCCGUUUCCAGACGCAGGGUCUCAAUCCUCCGCACCGACAUCUAGAGGGUUUCCACCAGGGUUUAGUCAGAAUUUUGAAACAGGCGCUGGAUAUCCCGGCGCCGGUGGGUAUAUAUAUCAACCUGUCGGCUCUGAUCCUAUCACCAUACCAGCCAAUAACGGCUAUUCACAACCUCCGAAUUUUCAACAAGCUCUCCAUGUUCAUAAUACCUUUGUACAACCAUCAUAUCCUUUAUCUCAUCAGAUACAACCUUUGAAUAAUGGGGUAAUGCAUAAUGUUGGGAAGUCCAAAUCAAUUACCGGAAAUCAAUCAUCCGCUUUAUACAUCAAAACGGAGCCUAUUAACAUAAGUCGGAGACAACGUUCUCCUUCACCACAAUCGAGUUCGAUUCCCAAGCAGCCUUUAAAGCGAACUCCUUCUCGACGAAAAUCAAUUAAAAAUGAUUCAACCGUAACAUCAUUAGAUGCAAAGUCGGAAGAAGGCAGCAGUUCAGCAUCGUCGACUACACACCCACAAACGUUAUCUUCAGCAUCAGGAAUAAAUGGUGCAUCAACUUCUUCAGCACCUGGAUCCCCAAAGAUAUUAUUAACGCCUGAAUCGAAUAAUAAUCAAUCACCAUCAACACCAGCACCAAAUCGAAGGGGAAAAAAAGGGCAUCACGAACUUUUAACUGAAGCAGAGAAAAAGGCGAAUCAUAUUGCAUCAGAACAAAAAAGGCGACAAAACAUACGUUUGGGCUUCGAUCAACUAGUCGAAAUUGUGCCCACUCUUAGCCAAUGUCAUAGGAGUGAAGCGUUGAUUUUACAAAAAUGUAAACUUUUUUGGUUAUAA
This is a messenger RNA of Cetraspora pellucida, 1086 nucleotides long. Lineage: Eukaryota; Fungi; Glomeromycota; Glomeromycetes; Diversisporales; Gigasporaceae. The record is from the annotation of a GenBank genome assembly.